AUGAAGAUCAGCGCCAUCGUGUCUGCGGCCAUCUUGGCAUCGUCCGCUGUGGCCCUCCCGGCGGUUCAGGCGCGCGAUGACAUCGCUGCCGACGAGGCCCAGUUUGCCGAUCUUACUGAGAGCAUCAAGGCUGAUGUGCUGAAGACUCUCGAUAAGCGCGAGGAGAGCCUUCGGAAGCGCGGUGAGACGGCGACUUGUACGGCCAAGAACCUCGUCUUCCGCCGCGAGUAUGGGUCUCUGUCUAAGCAAGAAAGACUCGCGUAUGUCAACGCCGUCAAAUGUCUCCAGAGAUUGCCGCCGCGCACACCGGCCAACGUCUCUGCAGGUGCACGGUCGCGGUUUGAUGAUUUCGUGGUCACGCACAUUCAGCAGACUCUCACGAUCCACUACACUGGAAACUUCAUGCCAUGGCAUCGUUGGUUUGUCCACCUCUAUGAGAAGGCCUUGAGAGAGGAGUGCGGCUACACUGGGUACCAACCCUACUGGGACUGGCCGAAAUAUGCAUCCGCCCCGGAGAAGUCCCCGAUCUUUAACGGUGACCCGUACAGUCUCGGCGGAAAUGGAGACUUCGUUGAACACGACGGCCCCGUGAUCACGCCCCCUGAUGGUGUCGGCGGUGGCAACAUCCAGCUGCCCGCCGGCGUUGGAGGUGGCUUCGUCACAACCGGCCCAUUCGCGAACAUGACUGUGAACCUCGGCCCAGUCGGGGGUCUUGAGGGGACCGCUGCCGGCCCGGACGGUGGUCUUGGCUACAACCCGCGUGGGCUGAAGAGAGACGUCGGCCCUGCUAUGAACACCAGAUACGCAAACUACACCACCGUACUGAACCUUCUUCUCAAGCCGAACUUCGCCGAGUACCGUCUUCUUUCAGAGGGUGUGCCAUACACCGUUGAGAUCGGCCCCCAUGGAGGCAUGCACUACGCCAUCAGCGGUGACCCUGGUGCUGACCUGUUCACCUCGCCUGGCGACCCGGCUUUCUGGGUUCACCAUGGAAUGAUGGACAAGAUGUGGACUUACUGGCAAGCACUGGAUCCCGCCACCCGCCACAAGGACGUCAACAGCGGAGACUAUGGCCACUUGACUUGGGCGAACAGUCCUGCCUCCAACAAGACUCAGCUCACCGAUGUUAUUGACAUGGGGUACACCGGUUCAUCAAUCCAGAUCCAGGACGUGAUGGAUACGCUGUCUGGGCCGUUCUGCUACUUCUAUCUUUGA
Molecule: messenger RNA, 1215 nt
Organism: Colletotrichum karsti
Lineage: Eukaryota; Fungi; Ascomycota; Sordariomycetes; Glomerellales; Glomerellaceae
Product: tyrosinase central domain containing protein
Exons: 7
Coding region: 1-1215 (404 amino acids)
Molecular function (GO): oxidoreductase activity
Source: RefSeq, a predicted model, not a curated record